Molecule: messenger RNA, 405 nt
Organism: Brachypodium distachyon (stiff brome)
Lineage: Eukaryota; Viridiplantae; Streptophyta; Magnoliopsida; Poales; Poaceae
Exons: 1
Coding region: 1-405 (134 amino acids)
Source: RefSeq, a predicted model, not a curated record
AUGGCCUUCCUCAUCUCCUCCCUCGCCCAGCGGCUGAAGAUCCGCCACCGGAACAAGAGGAUCACGUCCUCUUCCAACAUUCGCCGGCCUUCGCUCUUCUCAUGCGGCGGCGGCGGCAGCGGCGACACCUUCAGCCCUUUCGUGAAGCCGAAGACGUCGAGGAAGCCCAAGGGGCCAUCUGGGUCCGUCGAGCAUGGCAACGACAGCCGCAAGGCUGAUGUCGACGAGCCGUGCGUGUGGCGGCGCACGAUACUGCUCGGCCAAAGGUGCCAGCCGCUGGAGUUCAACGGGGCCAUACACUACGACAGCGAAGGGCAGCGGUUGUGGCACUCCCGGACGCCGCCGCGGUCGCCGCUGCUGAGCCCCGUCCGUUCUCUGGAAUUUGGAUACAUGGAUCGAGCAUGA